This is a messenger RNA of Cucumis sativus (cucumber), 4441 nucleotides long. RefSeq names its product probable inactive ATP-dependent zinc metalloprotease FTSHI 5, chloroplastic. Gene Ontology annotation, biological process: proteolysis. The record is from RefSeq and is a predicted model, not a curated record. The transcript is spliced from 19 exons. The coding region runs from base 157 to 4143 and encodes 1328 amino acids. NCBI's taxonomy places the organism in Eukaryota, Viridiplantae, Streptophyta, Magnoliopsida, Cucurbitales, Cucurbitaceae. Gene Ontology annotation, cellular component: chloroplast thylakoid. Gene Ontology annotation, molecular function: ATP hydrolysis activity; ATP binding; metalloendopeptidase activity.
CACAAAGGUGAUAGCGAAGACCGGAAAUCCAUAAACCCAAAAACCCUUUGAACCUUUCUUCUUCAUCCAUUUCCCUCCCUCACUCAUUCAUCUCUACUCUCCCAAAUGCUAAAAUUCUUCAUUUCUUUUCUCUGCUCCUAAAUCCCAACCAUUCCUAUGGACCUCAUCUGUGCUUCUCUCCCAUUACCCAACAAAUCCCACUCUCAAUUCUUAUCCCCUUAUUUUUCUACUCCCUUCAGAACCAGGUACCCAAUCCGCCCUCGCAGGUGCAACUUCAUAUUCACCAGAAAAUGCCUCAAUUUGGUCUCAAAUGGGAGUCGGCUACAAUUUCUUGGCUUCCCAACAGGACCCAGAAGCUCCAAGGCUUUACAACAACGUGGAGUAGUUGACAAAUCGAUUUCCGAGGACUUUAGUGUCUCAAAUUUCGUUAGUUUGUCUAUACAUGAUAACAAGAUUGAUGAGUCUAUGCUCAAUUGUAUUGCCAAGCCAGUUGUGUAUACAUUAUUCUGUAUUGCUGUUGGAUUUGUUCCCUUUAGGACAGUUAAAGCUCCUGCAAUUGCCGCUCAAGUAGUUGCGGACAGGGUUUUUGACAAGAAAGCCUAUGAGGAGGUUGAAUCAAACUUGAGGGGUCAUGAGUACUCAGAAUUCACGAGGCAGUUGCUCGAGGCGGUGUCAUAUGUAUCGAUGAGUAUAGAAGAGGCUAGAAAGGGUAAUUGCAGUGUAGAACAGGUGGAGAUGGCAUUGAAGACUGUGAAGUUGUAUAAAGUGAAACUGCAAGAAGGAAUUUUGAACUAUCUUCAUACACAACUGAGGGAUCUAAAGAGGGAGAAGGUGGGUUUGGAAAGGAGAUUGGAGGGGGUUGUUAAUGAGGUGGUGGAAGCUAAGUGGGAGUAUGAGAGGUUGGUGGAGAAAAUGGGGUCUAGUAGGAAGGAGUCCAAGGAGAGGAUGGACAGGGAGAGGAUGGCCAGGUUGGAGCAGAUAAUGAGAAUGUUGGAGGUGGAGUAUAAUGAGAUAUGGGAGAGAGUAGGGGAGAUUGGGGAUAUUAUUUUCAGGAGAGAGACCGUAGCAUUGAGUUUUGGGGUGAGGGAGCUAUGCUUCAUUGAGCGGGAAUGUGACCAACUGGUGAAGAGAUUUACCCGGGAAAUGAGAGCCAGAGGGAAGGAUACUAACAGAAUGCCAAAACAAGUUCUGACAAAGCUGUCUAAAGAUUAUAUUAAAAAAGAAUUGGAAAGUACGCAAAGAAAAAGGUUGGAGCAGAGUAUUCUUCCAACUGUUGUGGACGGUGUCAGUCUUGGAAAUUUUUUAGAUCAAGAAGGAGUUGAUUUUGCUCGACGUAUAAGUGAAGGUCUUAACCAUUCUAGGAGGCUGCAGCAGGACAUGGAGGCACGUAUGAGAAAGAACAUGAAGAAGUUUGGUGCUGAAAAACGUUUUGUUGUUAACACUCCGGAGGAUGAGGUGGUGAAGGGUUUUCCAGAAGUUGAGUUGAAGUGGAUGUUUGGCCAUAAGGAAGUUGUGGUUCCUAAAGCUAUUAGUCUCCAGUUAUACCAUGGCUGGAAGAAAUGGCGUGAAGAAGCUAAGGCAGAUUUGAAAAGAAACCUAUUAGAAAAUGUGGAAUUUGGUAAAACAUAUGUGGCCGAGAGACAGGAACGUAUUCUUCUUGACCGAGAUAGAGUUGUGGCAAAUACUUGGUACAAUGAAGAAAAGAGACGAUGGGAAAUUGAUCCAGUGGCUGUUCCCUAUGCUGUGUCAAAGAGGCUAGUAGAUCAUGCCCGAAUACGGCAUGAUUGGGCUGUCAUGUAUUUUACACUAAAAGGGGAUGACAAGGAAUUUUACUUGGACAUUAAGGAAUUUGACAUGCUAUUUGAAGAUUUUGGAGGUUUUGAUGGGCUAUAUAUGAAAAUGCUUGCCUGUGGCAUACCGUCUACUGUUCACCUGAUGUGGAUCCCAUUCUCGGAAUUGGACAUCUAUCAACAGUUCACCCUGGUCUUAAGGAUAUCUCAGGGUUGCUUGAAUGCAUUGUGGAAGACUAGAUUUCUUUCGUCCUGGAGAAGUCGGGUUUUCGAGAAGAUAAAUAAUGUGUUCGCGGACUUCAUGAUAAUGAUUGUAUUUCCUACUGUGGAAUUUUUAGUCCCAUAUUCGAUAAGACUCCGGUUAGGGAUGGCAUGGCCAGAGGAAAUAGAUCAAACUGUUGAUUCUACAUGGUACUUGAAAUGCCAAUCUGAGGCAGAAUUGAGUUUUAGAUCUAGAAAAAGAAACGGCAACUGGUGGUUUCUUUUGUUCAUGAUUAGAAGUGCUAUAUGUGGAUAUAUAUUGUUCCAUAUCUUAUCCUUUACGAGGAAAGAAGUACCAAGGCUUCUUGGUUAUGGUCCUGUUCGUAGGAAUCCAAAUUUGCGGAUGUUGGGAAGAGUGAAAUUUUAUCUUAAAUGUAGGAUGAGGAACAUCAAACAUAAGAGGCGAGCUGGUGUUGAUCCAAUUACACAUGCAUUUGAUGGAAUGAAGAGGGUAAAAAAUCCACCAAUACCUUUGAAAGAUUUUUCUAGUAUUGAGUCAAUGAAAGAGGAGAUCAAUGAAGUUGUGGCAUUUCUACAAAAUCCUCGUGCUUUCCAAGAAAUGGGUGCACGUGCCCCUCGGGGGGUCUUAAUUGUUGGUGAGAGCGGAACAGGAAAGACAUCUCUUGCACUGGCCAUAGCUGCAGAAGCAAAAGUACCAGUUGUUACAGUUAAAGCCCAAGAAUUAGAGCCUGGACUAUGGGUUGGGCAGAGUGCAUCCAAUGUCCGGGAAUUAUUCCAAACUGCAAGAGAUUUGGCACCUGUGAUCAUAUUUGUGGAGGAUUUUGACCUCUUUGCUGGAGUUCGUGGCAAGUUUAUUCAUACCAAAGAACAGGAUCACGAGGCUUUCAUUAACCAACUUCUUGUGGAGCUUGAUGGGUUUGAGAAGCAAGAUGGAGUAGUUUUGAUGGCCACCACUCGGAAUUUGAAGCAAAUUGAUGACGCUUUACAGCGGCCUGGGCGGAUGGAUCGAGUAUUUCAUCUUCAAAGUCCAACACAAUAUGAAAGAGAGAAAAUACUACAAAUUGCUGCGGAAGAAUUCAUGGAUGAGGAGCUCAUUAAUUAUGUAGAUUGGAAAAAGGUUGCUGAGAAGACGGCCCUUUUACGACCUGUGGAACUAAAGCGUGUCCCACUUGCCUUGGAAGCAAGUGCUUUUCGGAGCAAGUUCCUUGACACCGAUGAACUGAUUAGCUACUGUAGCUGGUUUGCAACUUUCAGUGGUGUUGUUCCUGAGUGGGUGCAGAAAACCAGAAUAGUAAAAAAACUAAACAAAAUGUUGGUAAAUCAUCUGGGAUUAACACUGUCUAAAGAAGAUCUUCAAAAUGUGGUUGAUCUGAUGGAACCAUACGGUCAAAUAAGCAAUGGAAUUGAACUUCUCAAUCCUCCUCUUGAUUGGACAAGGGAGACAAAGUUUCCACAUGCUGUUUGGGCAGCUGGUCGUGGUCUUAUUGCCCUUCUAUUACCGAAUUUUGAUGUCGUGGAUAAUUUGUGGCUUGAGCCAUUGUCUUGGCAGGGUAUUGGAUGUACAAAGAUCAGUAAGCGAAGAGACAAAGGAUCCAUUAAUGGGAAUUCAGAAUCAAGAUCGUACCUAGAAAAGAAGCUUGUUUUUUGCUUUGGUUCAUAUAUAGCAGCUAAAAUGCUGCUUCCUUUUGGAGAAGAAAAUUUCCUAUCUUCGUAUGAGUUAAAGCAGGCACAAGAGAUUGCAACAAGAAUGGUGCUUCAGUAUGGCUGGGGACCAGAUGAUAGUCCAGCAAUUUACAGCCGAAACAAUGCAGUUUCUUUUUUGAGUAUGGGUGAUAACUGUGAAUAUGAAGUGGCAGCUAAAGUUGAGAAGAUUUAUGAUUUAGCAUAUUCUAGAGCGAAGGAAAUGUUGGGGAAGAACCGUCAAGUUCUUGAAAAGUUUGUUGAAGAAUUACUAGAGUUUGAAAUUCUUACUGGGAAGGUUUUGGAGAGAUUAAUUGAAACCAAUGGAGGAAUUAGGGAGAAAGAACCAUUUUUUCUUUCCGAAUACUACGAUAGAGAGCCAUUGACUGGUGGAUUUCUUGAAAGUGCAAACUCAUCGAGAACUGCUCUUUCAAGUCCAGGAGAAAAAUGAGUGCGAUUUGGAACUAAACCAUAUAUUACAAAAAGGGUGAAUAUGGGUUGCUCAUAUUUUUCAUUGCCAUUUUUCAUCCUAUAAUUAAUUCAAGUAGGGAUGAGAUGUAAUCUAGAUGUGCUGUGGCCAGAGGUGAGAUGUAAUUGGUGUACAGAACAAGGUUUUUGUGUGGGAAGAGGCACCAUUUUUGCUUGGCCACAGGAUUUUGUAACGCUUCUUGAACUCAAAUAUCUACAAUGAUGUUUUGAAAUAUCAAAGGAAUAAUUUAUGAAUGAAAAGUUAAUCUUUUUACCACCCA